Bacillus rossius redtenbacheri is the source of this 3127-nucleotide messenger RNA. It is a transcript of the gene TAF1B, whose product is annotated as TATA box-binding protein-associated factor RNA polymerase I subunit B. Lineage: Eukaryota; Metazoa; Arthropoda; Insecta; Phasmatodea; Bacillidae. Gene Ontology annotation, cellular component: RNA polymerase I core factor complex; RNA polymerase transcription factor SL1 complex. The transcript is spliced from 11 exons. Gene Ontology annotation, biological process: RNA polymerase I preinitiation complex assembly; nucleolar large rRNA transcription by RNA polymerase I. The coding region runs from base 133 to 2601 and encodes 822 amino acids. Gene Ontology annotation, molecular function: RNA polymerase I core promoter sequence-specific DNA binding. The record is from RefSeq and is a predicted model, not a curated record.
CUACAUUGUCGUACUACAUAAUUUGGUCUUUGGUUGUAAACUCACGUGUACUUGGCGGGUAAAGAUUAUAAGUAAAUAUUAUAGUAGGAGAUAGUAUUUCACUUUCGAAUGGAAUUUUUGGUUUAGUCGGUAAUGAAUAGAAAACUUACGUGUGAAGUUUGUGGAGGUGGCGAUUACUACACAGACAGUGGAUUUUAUUUUUGUAACGAAUGUCAUGCUCAAUCGCAGGAAGUUGUGGAAGAAGUGAUCAACACGGGGGAGGCGUAUGUGUAUGGGCGCAGCCUUUCUGUGAAGAGCAAUGCUUCAACUUCUAGUGUGCAGUCUGUGUCCACAGGUCAUGAUUGGACCACUUGGGAGUGCUACAACUUUGUUCUGAAAGGCUUGGUUGAUGAGCUUAUCUCCUUGGGCGCCCCGCCCGAACUGAAGCUAGUGGUGUUGCAGCUCUGGGUGAUUCUGCUGAAGAAGCUCGAUGUGGCCUUCAUUUCCAGCCACCACCUGCCCAAGCUAGGAUUUAACUACCACGACAAAGAUAUGUUCGUCGUUUACGGCAUGUCCGCCAAAAAGAAGUCCAGAAAGGUGAACAAGAAGAAGAAAACUGUUGAUGACCAACACAACACGUCUGAGGAAACGGAUGUUUUGAACUCAUCGGCUGUGCCCUUGAAAAGAGGGGUAACGAAGAAAGCUUUGGCCAGAGCAGACUAUGCCAGUUCCCGUGUCGACAACCCAGAUGAUUUGUUGAGUAGCGUACUUGAUGACGACCUGUCGGACAGUUCGUUUGGUGUUCCUUCAACUUCAUCUCGAAAGUCGUUUGACAGGUGGAGCAUGUUUUCUCGAAAGGCGAUGGAGAAGUUUGACAAGAUGAAAACGAAGGAGGCGAAGCCAGUGGAUCAUAAAGUACGCCAGAGAGACCCGUCCUACAUCACGCGCAGCAGGCUACUGUGCAUCUUGUACCUCGGCCUGCGACUGGUCGACAGCAACAUCUUCCUGGGGGAUGUGAUGAGGUGGAUCUCGGAGGGUGCGCUGUCCUAUCACGAGGUGUCGCAGUUCUUCCCGGCUUGUACCAACCUGAAGGCGGUGGACGGCCUGUUGUUCGGCGCGUUCCCCAGGACGGUCGUCCACGCCACCGUCAGGAAGAUGUCCGCCGAGCUGGCGAAGCUGCUCCGCGUCAACGCUUUCCCGGCGCCCCACGUGCUGUCCCUGGCGGCCAGAUACGUGGAGGAGUUGCAGCUCCCGAGCGAUGUGUUGGACUGUGUCAGGAAGAUGUAUGCCAUGCACCCACCGAACAUGGAGUUUGACGCAGCGAGCAGCGAAGUUCCCAACUACGAGGGGAGAGCCAUGGCGUUCAUCAUCGUCGUUCUCAAACUCUUGUUUGGUUUGGACGGGAAGACAGAGCACGUGAAUUCUGAAACCGCUGCCGAGUUCAACAACAGGUAUCUGAGCAGUGAAGAAGGAAAGCUGUUCGUGUGGGACGACUGGCAGGGUUACGUCGAGUGCCGCAAAGCCUUCGUCUCCCUGUUUCACUUCCCGACGAAAGAUGCGGUGUGCAGGGACGGCCAUGAAGGAAUCGAGCUGUAUAUCGAGGAACUGAAACAGCUCAGAGAGAAGGCAGAGGGUGGAAACAGAAAUAUUUUCGUGAAAAAGGAAAGGAUGAACCCAUCAAUCACAUCAGUUCUUGAAAGAACGUUCCAAAAAUUGGCGGCUUUGGAGCCCAACAAUUUUUCGGGCAUCAAAUUUAAGCCCUCGCUGAUGCCAAAUACUUCGUAUCUUGAAGAAAUUAGUGAGGUGUAUACCACCAAAGUAUUUCUUGAGUUCCCAUUCCCAGAACUUUUGAAGCAAGAUUUCAAAGCAACGGAGUUGAAAUUCUUACUCGACCCAUACUGGCUCGUCAAAACGGCCCGUAUGAAAGGCAUGAAGAUCAGACUCAGGCAUAACAGCGCACAGAACAAAGUGAAGAAGGUGAAUGUGGAACGUCUACAGGUGACGAACAAGUUACACUGUGCGUACCUUGAAGGCGUUGCCAGCAGCUCGGGAGUGAAGACAGCUCUCGGCCCUGACUCUGCAUGUCCUCCGGAGGGUGGGGAACUGCGCGGAGGGGUGGCGGAGCAACUUCCAGGGGACCCACAGUCUGAAGCGGAUGAUGGUGUAGAGUACGCGUUCUCGAGGCAAAACAAGCGAAAGAGGAAAUCUUCCAGCUCCGGAGAUGCUCGCGUUUCGAAGAAACGGGACUUCAAAGGUGGUCCGUGCUUCAGGGGGAAGUGUGCAAUCGGGAGUGCCGCCGAGCCGGAAGAGACCGGACCCGAAGGUCCCGAGGGCUGUUUCAGAAUCAACGUUCCCAGCUCCCAGUACUGGAUCCUUGGAAUCCCCCACAAAAGGUUUUUUACCUUGGACAAGUUCGACUCCAAAGUCAUGCCGAGGUUCACCACUUCGUUCCGCUGGCUGCUGUCGGAGUGUGCCGGCCUGCUCGGCAUGACCGAGUACGACUUGUACACGGAAGUGUUGGUGGUCGAAGCGUUGCAUGGGUACGUCCUGGCCCCUGAUUCCGUCAGGACGGAGGAGGAAGGUUUUCUUCGUUUUGUAAACCACGUGAAGACACACUGGUAAACAUCACAUCGCAAAUAGUUACAGUCGCAUUACUACCGAUGUUGUGUCCACAUCACACAUAAUGUGGCGAGGAAGCAUGUUCUUCAAAGCUGUGGACUAAAAUUAUAGUAACACAGGGUACUGAGUAUUUUUUUAAGUUUUGAUACACUGGCUGUGUUUGUUGCCAUAAGAUUUCGGCUAAUUUUUUACCAUUUACAGCCUCAGAGAUACUUGAACUGAGUGCUGCUAUGAGUCUGCCUUCUUUUUUUAAUGUAAUUCACAACAUUCUUCCCUAAGACUGUAUAUUUAUACAUUCAGUUUUUUUUUAUUCCUUUUUAAAUUAAGCUAACAAAAAUAGCUUUGAAUCUGCGUACUGUGGUGUUUGCUACACAGAUUUGAAGUAUUUUUUACAUUGAAAAGUGUAAUUUGUUUUUCAGUUACACGUACUGCUCGGAAAUUUAGUUCUGUUUUAGGUUUUAUAUGUUUUUGUGUUCAAAAAUUAUUAAAUUUGAAAAUUGUGAAUAAAAUCAAAAGCUUUUUUAGUGUA